Caenorhabditis angaria is the source of this 5987-nucleotide messenger RNA. NCBI's taxonomy places the organism in Eukaryota, Metazoa, Nematoda, Chromadorea, Rhabditida, Rhabditidae. The record is from the annotation of a GenBank genome assembly.
AUGCCGAAAACCAAAGCGGCAUUUGUUCCGCAAGGCUUGGAUGAUUAUAUCAUUAUGGGGAGAUAUGUGAUAUUUGUGUGUAUUGCUGCAGAACUGCUGAUUUUGCCGCAGGUUUCAGCAAUGUUUUAUAUGAUUUAUGCUGGUGAGUGCUAAUUCUAAUAAAUAAAAGAAAAUAAAAAAGUUCCAAGUGGGAGUCGAACCAGAGAGUGUGCGAUCAAAAUUCUUAAGCCCUACCGGCUGCGCCAAGGGUGCAUAUUUUUCUACUGCUAAAAUUGCAAAGACAAUAAAACUGUUUGCAGGCGCUGCACCACGAGUUGUUUCCUGCGCCGGUCAACAUUUCGACGAACUCCUCGAAGGCAAAGAAAUUUGCUUUAAACUCGAAGAAAUGCCGAAUUGCACUCAUCCAGAUUUCCGAUAUCAAUUCAAAAGUGUCAAUGUUGAAUGGAAAUAUUUUUGCAAAACGUCGAAAUUGGUCAAAAAUAGCAUAUCGAUUCAAAUGUUGGGUGCAAUUGUUGGAAGUAUUACUUUUGGACAGAUUAGUGAUAGUUUUGGAAGGAAGAUUGUGAGGAUUUACGCUAAGUCACGAGAGUUUUAAAAAUUUCUUUUGCAUUUUUGAGCGGGAACAAUUUUGAGCUUUAAAUUAAAGAAUAUAAUUUUCAAAAAUUCGAAUUCUAAAAUUUUAAUUCUAAAAAUUUAGAUUGAAAUUUCAAUUUUAACGUGAGCUAUGACGUGGCAAUUUGAAAUUCAGAUUUUUUAUUUCAGAAAUGCAAAAAAUUUUACUAUUUUUGGGUUUUCAGAUUUUUCAGCUGGAAAAUUAGAAUUUCGCACCUAAAAAUUCAGAAUUUUCAAAACUUCCCAAAACCCCCUGUGCCACGUGGAUUUAUCCUAACUCCAAUUUCAUUCCAGGGUUCCCAAAUCGCUCUAAUCGGAAUGAUGUUGAGUUGGCUAAUCGUGGCCAAAACCGAAGACUUGUUCCAAUUCACAAUAGCCCGUGUAAUCACCGCGUUUUUUGCUGGUGGAAGUAUUUCGUGAGUUUUUUUAUGGGGAAAUGCUGAAAAAUGCUGAAAAUGCUGAAAUUUCCAGAAUAAUCAAUGUAUUCAUCAUGGAAAAUAUUCCGAAAAAGCAUCGAAUGUGGAUAAAUAUGCUGAUAACUUGGUCACCAAAUAUGCCGGUUUACGCGUUUUUGGCGUAUUUGGCUGAGAGUUGGGAUCGAUUGGCGUUGAUUAAUGCGCUGGUUUGUAUUCCGGGAAUUGUUUUUUUUCAGUGAGUUUUGGGAUUUCCGGGGGUUCAGGUUUUUUAGUAGCGAAACUGUGAUAAAUCUCAAAUUUUUUUGAUUUUCCCGGGCUCCCAAUUUUCUUACUCGGCUUCUGAAAGCCAGGCUUUUACACUUGAAUUUCGGCCUGAAUAUUUUAAGCCUCAUUAUUUUAGGCCUGGUAUUUUGAGACUUUCAGGCUCGAUUUCAGGCCUCGCUUAUGAUUUUUAAAUAUGAUUUCCUUGGGGGAUUCCUAAAUUUUCUGAUUUUCCGAAGCUCGAAUUCUUCACUUUUCAACUUAGGCCUAACUAUUUUAGGUCUGGUAUUUUUAGACUGAGACUUUCAGGCCUCGAAUCCUACAAUUUUCAGGCCCAGUUUUUAAAAGCCUCAAUUUUUAAAGUUUAAAUUUUGUUAUAGGUCUGUGAGUUUUGUAGUAAUUUUUGAUUCGAAACUUUCAGGCCUCACUAUUUUUAGGUCCGUUUUCGAGCUUUAAUCUAGGCUUUGCAAAUUUUCUUGGGCCUAACUUUCAGGCUCAAUUUCAGGCCAUGAAUUCUUCAAAUUUUCAGACCCAGUUUUUGAAACGCCUAAUUUUUAAAGUUCAUAGUUUGUUAUAGGUCUGUGAGUUUUGUAGUAAUUUUUGACUCGAAACUUUCAGGCUCGAUUUUAGGCCUCGCUAUUUUUAGGUCCGUUUCUAGGCUUUAAUCUAGGCUUUGCCAAUUUUAUUAGGCCGAUCUAUUAGGCUUAAUUUCAGGCCUCGCUAUUCUUUAGGCUCGACUUCAGGCCUAGCUUUUCUUUGGGCUCAAAUUUCAAUCCUACUUUUUUUUCAGGCCCAGUUUUUGAAAGCCUAAAUUAAGGUCUAGUUUUUUCAUUUAGGCUCUGGUUAUUUUAGGCUUAAAAUGCAAUAGUCUAGUAAUUUUCGACUCAAAAGGCUUUAGGCUUGAAUUAAGGUCCGUUUCUAGGCCCAAAUCUAGGCUUUGCCAUUUUUCUUAGGCUGAAACUUUCAGGCUUAAUUUUAGGCCUCGCUAUUUUUAAGCUCAAAAUUUAACUUUAGUUUUUUUUGUGAAAAAAAACCUAAAUUAAAGUCUAUGUAGUUUCGAGGCGAUUUUCAAGGCUUGAAUUCAGGCUAAAUUUUUUUAGGCUUCUAUUUUAGGCCCUCUUAUUUCAGGCCUGUUUUAGACCCUCAUUUUCCAGAUUCUUCAUCCACGAAUCUCCACGUUGGCUAAUCACAAAAGGCAAACUCGAAGAAGCCAAACAAGUUUUGCACAAACAAUUCAAAACUUCAAAACAGGAAUAUUUGAUGGGCGAAGAAUUUGAUGAUAUUUUACAUCUAGAAUAUACGGUAGAUCAAAUUUUCGCGUGCCAUUUUUUCAAAAAAAAAAUUCAAAUUUUUCCAGAGAGCUGUUCAAAAACAGAAAAAAGGUCAAUACUCAUAUUUGCACCUUUUUGCCACGUCACAUUUGGCUAUUACUACGGUAGUUUUGGCGUUUAGUUAGUGAGUUUUAGAGGAAAAAUCUCGGGUCCCCAAAAAAAGCUUUUUUUUUCAAAAAUCAAAAAUUGCCUAAUUAAAUUGUUUUUUGUUUUUUUUUCUGCAAGAAAAAAAACUAGAUAAAAUCGUGCAAAAAAUAACCAGAUUUUCGGCCAAGAAAACAGAUUAUUUUAUUCAAAAUUAAAACACAAACUUUAUUUUGUUUUUUGCAGAGGAAAAAAUGAGCAAAAUAUCAAAGCACAAAACGCUGUGCUUUGAAUUUUGAUAGAAACUAGAAGGGCUUCGCUGGCUAACGCCAUCUACAGUAGAAAUGACUGAAAAUAUUCGACUAGACUACUUGACAACUAGGGCUUUUAGGCGCGGCUACUUGACAUUGAAGCUCUCAAGGCUCAACUACUGGACAACUAGGGCCUCUAGGCGCGGCUACUUGAUACAUAAGCUCUCAAGGUGCGGUUGCUUGCCAGAUCGGGUCUCGACGCGAGUCCUAUACAAUUAGAUUCUUCAAGCGCCGUCAUUUGAUACUUGGGGCUUCUAGGCUCGACUACUUGACACAUAGCUCUCAAGGCGCGGGUCCUUGACGUUAGCACUUUCUAAGUGCGGUCGCUUGCCAUAGUGAAUUUCUAGAUGUGGGUACUAGCCAUUCAGCUUCCUUAAGCGCGGCUACUUGACAAUUAGGGCUUCUAGGCGCGGCUACUUAACAUUGAAGCUCCCAAGGCGCGGUUCCUUGCCAGAGCAAAUUUCUAGAAAUUCUGAAAAUCAAAUUUUCAAAAAAUAAUCCAAAAGAUCCCAAAUUUUUCGAACAAAUUCCACACUGAAAAUUUUCAUCAAAAAAUGUUCCAUCUCCAAAUUUCCAGCUGCGCAACAUCAGUCAUAAACUACGGUGUCCUAUUCAACAUGGAAAAAUUGAGCGGCUCGAUUUACUGGAACUCUGUCUACACAGGAAUCAUCCGCUACUUUUGCAACAUCACUUUCGGUUAUGCGGAUCUGAAAUUCGCCCGAAUCGGCCGGAAAUUCAUUCACACCUCGGGAUUGGUGGUGAUUUUGGUGUCGUUGAGUUUUGUAGUCAUUUCGUAUGCGUUGCGUGAGUUUUGAAUUGAAAUUUUCCCCCGAAAAAAAAUGUUUUUGUACUCCUGUGUUUUCCCCAAAAACCAGAAAAACACAAACACACACACAUCAUCUGAUUUUCCCCAAAAAAAGUGCACAAAGUUCUAGGAAAAAUCCGAUUUUCAGAGAUAAACCUGAUCCGAAAAAAAACAAGCUUUUUUUGAAAAGUCAAAUUUCAGUAGAUCACUUUUUUUGGAAUGAUAUCAGAAAAAUCACUAAACUACAGUAUUCAAAAAAAAUUUGUAGAUCAAAAAAAGUCUACAGUAUCCUAGAAAAUAAGAAUCGUAGAUCGAAUCAAAAAAAUUUUAGAGUCAAGAGUACUGUAAGCUACAGUAGUUUGUGAUGCCUUCCAAAAAGUACAGUAUCCCACCAAUAAACUGCAGUAAUACUGAACUGCAAAAAAUUACUGUCUAUUCCACAGUAAUCCUAGAAACAUUCCGAAAAAUCUGUAAAUCAAAAUUAUGUGCCCAAUAUUUUACGGUAAUCCGCUCGGACUACAGUAAUACUAUAGGAAAAGUCUGAAAUUGUGUGGAUACUACAGUAACCCCACUAAACUACAGUAUUCAAAAAAUGUAUACGAACUACAGUAUCCUAGAAUAAUUUUUUUUUUUUUAACUUUUCGAAAAUACAGAGGUACAGUAAAUCAGUACAGUAUCCUCAUAAAUAAACUACAGUAACACUGAACUGCAAAAAAAUACAGUAAUCUUAUCAAAACUAUAUACAGUAAUCCUAGAAACAUUCCGAAAAAUCUGUAGAUCAAAAUUAUUAUCGAAAAUCUCAUCGGUACCACGCGCUCCACCGAAAUAAACACGCAACGCAGACCGCGCCGCGCCAAAACACACAAAAAAAAGGGAGGGAAUUUGAAUCGUUCCCAUUUUUGUGUGUGUGUUGUGGCGCGGCGCGGUCUGCGUUGCGUGUUUAUUUCGGUGAAGCGCGUGGUACCGAUGAAAUUUUCGAUAAUAACAACAAGACCUACAGUACCCUCUUGAAUCAUUUCCAGACAUCAAUCACGAAACCAAAGAACUCAUCCGCUACUCAAUUCUAAUCGCAAGUUCAAUGACAUCACAAAUCUACAUUGCCAACGGUAUAGUUGGAAAUGAAUUGUUCCCAACACCAAUUCGAACAAUCGGAUAUAGUUUCCUACAACUUUGGAAUCGAAUCGGAGUUGUUGUUUCACCAUUUGUAUUUUAUUUGGCUGAUUAUUGGUUGGGUCUUCCAUUUUUGGUCAUGAUUUUGUUGUCUUUUAUUGAUACAUUUUCAUUCGAAUGUUUGUUGCCGGAAACGAAGGGAAAACAUUUGGUCGAACAUAUGCCGCCAAAGAAUGAAUGGUUUUUUAAGAGUGAGUUGGGGGGGGGGCUGAAAAUUUGGGAAAAAAAAAUUUAAAAAUUGGAAAUUUCAGCCAAGUCUUUUGAAAAUUGUUUCAUGAAUGUUUUUAGAGGUUCCUAAAGAUUUAUAAAGGUCCCCAAAGGCUUCUAAAAAUCUCUGAAAGUUCCCAAAGCUUCCUUAAGGUCCCUAGAGACUCCUUAAGGUUCUAGGGAGGUUAAAGUUAGGUGUGCAGUCAAAAUUCACAUUUGAUACUCAGUCAAGAAAUCAGGUACGCAGCCAAAUCGGUAGAUCAUCAGAUACGGAUAUCCAAUUAGAUACGCAGUCAAAAUUCACAUUUGAUACUCAGUCAACAAAUCAGAUACGCAGCCAAAACCAAUCUCCACAAUCCCCCAAGAAUCUGUGAUUUUCAAAAAUUCCAAAAAAUCCGGGAUUUUUCGAAAUCCUGUAAGGUUUUCAACAAAUCUCAAAAGUUCACAUUUUUUUGGAAAAUUGAAUUUUUUGUUGUUUUUUUUUUUCGAAUAAAAAUCUAUGAUCUUUUUCUCAAUCUUCUUUCCCAGAGAUUCAGCUUAAAAUUUAAGUUUUUCGGAUUUUAGUCGGACUUUACGUCAAAUAUUUGUUUUUGAGGUAAAAAGUUCGAAAAUAUUAAAAUUCCUACGCGUCAUAACUAGGUUCUCAAAUUUUAAGAUUCUCAAAAAAUUCCAGAUUUUUGCCACGUCAUAACCCAAUAUUUUUGCAGAACCCGAACAGAUUCUCGAACUCGUCGAAGAUCCAUCAAAUCAACGUCCAGUUAUCGAAACUCCAGUUGUAACUCAACCCUAA